AUGGAGGAUAAACAACAACAACAACAACAACAUUUGGUAUCAAAGGAUAUAUUUGUUGAGAAGACUUUAAAGUUGUUGGAUAUAGAGAAGGAAUCAGAGAUUGAGUUAUCGGUCAGUUUACAGAGUACUUUGUCAAAUAGAGAGUUGGAACUAAAGGGAAUAUGUAUAAGGAAGUUAUGUUUGGAAUCGUUCUCAACUGGUUUGGGUGGACGUUCAUUGGUCAGAUUAAUACCCGCCGCAUCAAAGUCUAAACAGCAAGGAGAUGGCGGCGGAGACCUGCCCCCUCACAAGUUCACUCCGGGUGAUGUCAUUGGACUGCGCACAUCCAAAGCCAAGCCAGGCACUGCGUUGCUCACGGGUGUUGUGUACAGAGUGGAGAGGAACAAGAUAACAGUGUCAUUCGAUGAUAUAUCCGAUGCGAUAUUGGAGGAGUUGGAGUCGGGCACGUUCGCCAUCGACAAAUUGGCCAAUGACAUAACAUAUCGAAAGAUGCGCGAGGCUGUCGAGCGACUGAGAAUGAACCAGUCAUCUGGAUCCGCCACACCAUCAUCAUGUGCGCCAUGUCACAAUGUUGUCCAGGCGAUAUUCAGUGGCAUCAAGCCAACACAUACAGACGCGCUGCCCAAGGUCCAGCCACUGAACACAGGACUCAACCAGCCACAGGUCGAUGCCAUCCGCUUCGCCCUGUCAUCCAACGAGAUUGCACUCAUUCACGGACCACCUGGCACGGGAAAGACUACAACCGUUGUUGAGUUCAUUGUCCAGGUGUGCAAGGGCGGAGGCAAGGUCCUUGCCUGUGGACCAUCCAACCUCUCUGUGGACAACAUGCUGGAACGACUGAUACAGUAUCCGGGCGUGGUCAACCCCACGAGAAUUGGACAUCCUGCUCGUAUCCUGCCUGGUCUCACUAAGUACACACUGGAUCACAAGACCAAGAACAGAGACGAUGCCCUGCUGCUCAAGGAGAUGCGUCGCGAGAUCUCCACCAUUCUCAAGUCAUUGCGCGAUGGAAAGAUCGACAAGAGUGAGCGACGCAAGGCAUAUGCCGUGGUCAAAGACCUGCGCAAAGAUAUCAAGCAACGCGAGACAUCAAUCAUGGAGCAAGUGAUCAGGAACUCCAAUGUGAUCCUGUCCACCAACACUGGAGCCAGUGACUACUCAAUCAGAGACCGCGAUGACUUUGAUUGGGUGAUCAUUGAUGAGGCAGCUCAAUCACUCGAGGCCAGCUGCUGGAUCCCCAUUCAAAAGGGCAAACGACUGCUGCUCGCAGGUGAUCACCAGCAGCUGCCACCAACCAUUCACUCGGACCAGGCCUCCAAGGACGGUCUGUCCACUACAUUGUUUGAGCGAUUGAUCAAGGCGUGGGGCGAUGACAUAUCCCGUCUGCUUUCAGUGCAAUAUCGUAUGAAUCAAGCGAUCAUGCAGUGGUCAUCAAAUGAGUUCUACAAUGGCAGGAUGGUGGCUCAUGGAAGUGUCAAGCACCGUCUCCUCAUUGACAAGUCGGCCAGCAAUCGUGUGGCCACCUCAACUACAUGUCCUCUGAUGAUGGUCGAUACGAGUGGACUUGGCAUGGAGGAGUCGGCUGAUAAUGAGUCCGAGUCCAAGUUCAAUAUUGGCGAGGCUGAUCUGGUCAAGCGAUACGUGGACAAGCUGAUCAAGUAUGGAAUACAACAGGAGAGCAUCGGUGUGAUCACGCCCUACAAUGGACAGGUCAAACAGUUAAAGUCAACGUUGGGUGACUACAAGGCCAUUGAGAUUGGAACAGUAGAUGGUUUCCAGGGUCGUGAGAAGGAGGUCAUUGUGCUCUCAUUGGUACGAUCGAAUCCGCCUCCACACAAGGUUGGUUUCCUGGCUGAGGAUCGAAGAACGAAUGUUGCCGUCACCAGAGCCAAGCGACAGGUUGCAAUCAUAUGUGACAGCGAGACCAUAUCAUCAUAUCCAUUCCUCGAGAGAAUGGUCACCUACUUCAAGACCUAUGGUGUGUUCCGUUCGGCAUUGGAGUACACUGAGGAGUAUCAAACAUCUGAUGAUGAGACAUGGGUGAGGGAGGAAGAUGACACAGAAACAUCCACAACAUCAACGACAACAACGACGACGACGACAGCCUCCAAGGCAAGGACAUCAGUGGCGGAGCAAAAGAAGGAGAGGAAGAAAAAGAAGAAGCAAGAUGAGUUGGCCAAGAAGGAUUUGGAUGAUCUCAAUAAUCCCGAGAAGGUGAAACAGAUGGAGCACAUCAAGGUGAUCGUUGAGAGCUUCAUUCAAUCAUCCAAUGAGGUGCACACAUUCCCCGCCUCAUUAUCAGCCUACCAACGAUUGAUAGUUCAUCAAAUGGCUGAGCUGCACAAACUCAAUCACGAGAGUACAGGUGAGGGUGAUAAGAGGAUCAUCACCAUCACAAAGAAGCCAUCAACAAAGUCGGCACAGACACCAUCACAACAACAAGUUGACAAUGAAGAGGACGAAGAGGUGGAUGAUGAAGAUGAGGAGGAUGACAGCGAGGAGGAAACAAACAUUGUGGCAGGUGCCAACAAUACAUCGACGGCUACUGGAAAGAAAAAGAAACCAGCCAAGAGUCCAAACGCCAGUGCUGGAAAGAAGCCACCAGCCAAGAAGAAGAAGAAGCCAGCCACACCAAAGAAAGACCUUGGUGAGGAGCUGCUCAGCAACUUCAACAACCUGGAAGUUUCUCAAAUCGACCUGAACGUAUGUGGAGUCAAGAAUUGCACGGCCAAUGUGAUACUGCUUGGAAGGAUAUGUGAGUUCUGCUUGAGAAAGUAUUGUAAUCAGCAUGCACUAUUUGAAAUACACGGAUGUGGAGCACAGGCCAAACUGAAGGCUAGAAAGGACUGGUUCGAUGCCUAUGCAAAGUCGAGCAAAGAUGAGAAGACACAUAAUAAGCUACAACAGGCUAUUCAGGAUGCAGAGUCCACCAGGAGGAAGAAGGCCACUGACAAGAAGACAAAGAAAUAA
Messenger RNA from Acytostelium subglobosum LB1, 2970 nucleotides. RefSeq lists its product as hypothetical. Lineage: Eukaryota; Evosea; Eumycetozoa; Acytosteliales; Acytosteliaceae. Gene Ontology annotation, molecular function: zinc ion binding; 5'-3' DNA helicase activity; ATP binding. The record is from RefSeq and is a predicted model, not a curated record. The transcript has 4 exons. Bases 1 to 2970 code for a protein of 989 amino acids.